GGCCGUGAACAAUGAGCCCACCAAGCCCACUAAGCCCCAAAAGCAAACCCUGUGUUUUUUCUAGCGAGCAACAAAAAGAACGUGAAUCGGGAGAACACAAAAGACGAAAACCGUUUUGCACUGCCGCUCAAUUAGCUCAGCAUCGUUCGUGUCCGUACGUCGGCGAAGCAAUUAGAAACCCUAGCUGGUGUCACGUGUCACCAGCAUCAAAACCUGUGUUUUAGCUUCUGGAGCUGUAAUUGUUUUAGGUUUUUUGGAGUUUUAAUUGUUGCUGACUCAAUUGCACGGUUUAGAACGCAUAUGUGGUGUUCUGGAGUUUUUCAACCCUAAAAUAUUUUUUUUUUAACUCAACAAUUGACAGCUUCCAGAAAACGAACCAACAUUCAGGAGGAGAAAAACUAGUUUAUCUUGAAACAGAUACAUAAAUAUUUGAAUCUUGUUGCAAAUAAAGUGUAAAAAGCAAAGUACUUCAUAAAUUAUGUUCACUUCAAAACAAAUGAACUAGAGAUCUCAAAAUGAUAUCUGGGUGGAUAUUCUACAUUUCAGUAAAAACAAAUGUCAAGCGCUUGGACAAAUAUGAGCUAUGGAAUCUUACAUAAGGGUGUAAAUGAGAAUUAGGAGAAAACGGUUUGGAGUUGGGGUUAUAUAAAUAUAAUUGGACCUUGGACCCCAAAAUUUGUUUCCAAAAUGUAUAGCUGUGCAGCACAUUGGCGCUUUUGAGCAAUUUUAAAGGAUUUGGGGAAUUUUAUUUCAAAUAUUAUAGCUUUGGAACUUCAUGGACUGCAUAGGCCUUGGAGCUUGUGAAGCACAGCUCUUCAUAAGGAGUGCUUUUUUGUCUUGGGCUAAUCUACUGAGCUGUUUCUUUGGAACUGAAAAUGAGUAGCCGCUUCUCGCGUAUGAUUUAUGUUGGAAACCUGCCUUUGGAUAUAAGAGAGAGGGAAGUUGAAGAUCUUUUCUAUAAGUAUGGACGCAUAUUGGACAUAGAAUUGAAGAUUCCACCUCGUCCUCCCUGUUAUUGUUUUGUGGAGUUUGCAAAUGCACGAGAUGCUGAAGAUGCCAUUAGGGGCCGUGAUGGCUAUAAUUUUGAUGGUUGCCGCCUCAGGGUUGAGCUUGCUCAUGGUGGCCGUGGACAAUCAUCUUCAGGUGAUGGCCGUGGCAGUGGCGGUGGUGGUGGUCGGGGCCGUGGCGGAGGUGGCGGUGGACGUUUUGGCAUUUCACAACGUUCUGAGUAUCGAGUUAUUGUUCGUGGGCUACCAUCAUCUGCAUCCUGGCAGGAUCUUAAGGAUCACAUGCGUAAGGCUGGUGAUGUAUGUUUCGCUGAAGUUUCCCGUGAUAGCAAAGGGACAUUUGGCCUUGUUGACUAUACCAACUACGAGGACAUGAAGUAUGCUAUACGGAAGCUUGAUGACACUGAGUUCAGAAACCCAUGGACAAAAACUUAUAUCGAGGUAAGAAAGUAUGAUAGGAGUCCUUCUAGGAGUCGGAGCCGGAGCCGAAGCAGAAGUCGUAGCCGAAGCCGAAGCCGUAGCAGAAGUCGAAGCCGAAGCCGAAGCCGAAGCCGGAGCCGAAGCAGAAGCAAGAGUAAAUCCUUGGAGCGACCAGCGGCAAAAUCACCAUCAAAGUCUAGAUCAGCUUCUCCUGUGAAGUCGCCAAGAGCCAGGUCAAGGUCAAGGUCAAAGUCACCAACUCCACGGAAGGAGGGAAGUCCCUGAGCCAAUGUCAAGCCUUAUCUGUCUGUGUUCUGUCAGCCUUUAUUGUUUUAUUAACUAGUUAAUUGGUGAAUCAUACAUCUAGAUGUCUGAACCCCUUGAUGUUUGUUUGUUUGUUUGUCUGUGAUACUUGUGAGAGAGACUUCUACUUGCAUUUCAAUUGGACUCAUAAUAUAUGUAAUACCAGACUUUUGUUUGAUAAACCGGACCGGGGCUAAUCGAUAUAAUCGUAAGCCGGUUGUUUUGA
Molecule: messenger RNA, 1956 nt
Organism: Helianthus annuus (common sunflower)
Lineage: Eukaryota; Viridiplantae; Streptophyta; Magnoliopsida; Asterales; Asteraceae
Product: serine/arginine-rich splicing factor SR34A
Exons: 18
Coding region: 876-1712 (278 amino acids)
Cellular component (GO): ribonucleoprotein complex; nucleus; cytoplasm
Molecular function (GO): mRNA binding
Source: RefSeq, a predicted model, not a curated record